This is a messenger RNA of Bombus huntii, 10530 nucleotides long. It is a transcript of the gene nvy, whose product is annotated as protein CBFA2T1-like. Gene Ontology annotation, biological process: negative regulation of DNA-templated transcription; DNA-templated transcription. The record is from RefSeq and is a predicted model, not a curated record. NCBI's taxonomy places the organism in Eukaryota, Metazoa, Arthropoda, Insecta, Hymenoptera, Apidae. Gene Ontology annotation, molecular function: transcription corepressor activity. The transcript has 8 exons. Bases 6391 to 9156 code for a protein of 921 amino acids. Gene Ontology annotation, cellular component: nucleus.
GCGGAUAGCUACGCGAACGCAUAUUCCGAUCGGGGGAUCGUCGAUCGAGCAACAAUACGGUUGUGCGUUUUUCUACACAGUACCGCGAAAAUGCUGUAAAAUCGGCUGACGCGGUUUCUCUCUCGCGAAAGGAGUGACUUCGUGCUAUUGACAUCCGCUCUUCGUGGUAUCGACAUCUCGGUACAAGCCAGCCCGUGCCGGCAGCGCGAUUUUGUGCGUCACUUCCACGGUAUGGUGGAAGGGAGAGUGAGUGAGAUAGCGAAAAGAGGGAAGGGGAGAUGGUGGGUAGGGAUAAACGAAGAGAGAGAGAGAGAGAGAGAGAGAGAGAGAGAGAGAAAGAGCGAGAGAGGGCGAGGAGAGGAAAUUCGUUGGACGAACACGAGCUACGUCGGUAUAAUUUUCACAAGCGCGAAAAUUACUCGGAUCAGAGCCGAUAAGUCGUAAAUUACGAGUGCGCGCAUCGGUACGUUCCAAUCGGCGUGUAAAACGCAAGAUUCGUUUGCCUGCGAAUGACGGCAUCAGCCGCCGCUGAAACUUACGAUUACUCGUCCGACGUAUCGAACUUUGCGUCGAAAUCCUAACGCAAUUCAAUCGCGCGCGAAUAGCAAUAACACGUCCGAUUAUCGGGCACGACGCGAUUCUUUCUUCCACUAACAGUCGUGCUCAUCAUUUCUCUACGAAUAAUCGCGAGCCGGUAAGCAUCGAGAAACGAUAUAUGCGACUCUGAUUUCUUACGAUUGGAGGGAUGACUCGUUGUUACGUCGUACGGAUUCGAGGCGACGAUCUUUGUUCGAUACGGAAGGAAAAGUGGGAAACGGGGCCCGUUGAAAAUUGACGGAAGAUAGAGGUACGGAAAACGGUGUAGAGGUUAUUCAGGAAUUUCGGCGCGAUGACGCGCGCACGUAGAGUAGCGUACAUGCCGAUGACAGGACCGUGACGGAGUGCUAAUAAUACGUAUAAUAGGCCGGUAGAGCGGCGCGCGUGUGUUGGUGUGGUCGCGCAUGAAUUCGUGCCGAUAAGCAGGGGCAGGGACAGGGAUAGAGAGAUAUUCUAUCUAGCGCGCAUACGCGUAUAGAUAGUUGGCGUUGGUCCGGAGUAUAGAGAAGCGUGGCCAUGGUCACGGAUUUCGAUUGCGUGCACGAUACUUACAAGUUUGAAGAAGCGUUCGCGUGCGUUGUUGUCACGUUCUAAACGAAGAGUCGAUCGAUCACGAUAUCGAAUGUCCGAUCGAUGUACACGUGUACGCGUUCGAAAUCGAUAGAAGCAGAAUCGAUACUUAGGACGAUCCUUCGUUUUCUCUCUCUUCUUCCUUCCGAUUAUACCUUUUUACCGGCGAUGUUUUCUGGUUCGGUCACGUGGUACGCGAGUCGCGCGAGACCGAAAAAAUUGGUCGAUCGGAGAGAUACGGCGCGACGUACGAAGAUCGUCGCGAGAAUAAGAGGAAAGGAAGACGAGAGGAUGGCGAGCUAUUUCUCAGUUUCAACCGCAGAGACUUUCUUCGCGAGAAUAUAUCGACGCGUCAAGAGCAAACUAGCCCGUUUACGAUAACCACGCGUGCAUAUAUAUACCGGCCGUAUUACCGCGGUUCGCUCGCGCAGCUUUCAAACGCGUACGUACGUCUACCUUGAAUUUAGUUUUGCGAUCACCGGCCAUCUGGCGUGGUGGCGAGUUCUUGGAUCCGUUACGAUCCAGUCGAUGAAAAUUUCAAUGGAAAACCGAGAAGAUCGUAGCGAGUGUCGCGUAUCUCUCGGUUCCCGCCUGUUCCUGGCCGAUUGUUUCGAUGGUCCAGAGGACGGUGGAUGGCAGAAUUGCCGGUGCAGCCACGGAGCGAGAGUAGAGGUUGCGUGGUAGAGAUUGCAAGCCACCACCUCUCUUCCUCGUCCACCUCCGGUCGGCGCCGUUCUUCCAGUUCUCCGGCGCGACGAGACGUUCAGUCGGCUGGCGACAGCCGUCCGUGCUUCGCGUUCCUUCCUAUCGCGCACGCUCUGUUUCUCGCCCGCGAAAUUUCCUCGUUGUCUCCGCUCUUCACCUUCUGUUCGCGCCUCGCGGUUCUACCGCUGCUGUCGUCGUUCGAUCGUUCGCGAUCGUUUGCAAAGGGAAACGGUGGACGCGAUGAAACGCGUGGUUGUGGUGGUCACGCGCCGAUCGCGACGAUUUCGCUAGAUCGGUGUCGCCGGUGACCGACGGUGACGUCGACGAUCGAGAAAUCGCGCGGUCCGUUUCGCGCUGCAGCCCUUUUGGAUUUCCCGAAGGUUGAUCGUCAGGCUGACAGGACCGAAAGCCCUCGAUCGGUGAUCGAAAGAGGUAGGCGGAUCUUCUCGAUUCUAGUAGCUUUGAGACGAGUAAAUUUCAAAUGCUCGACGGUGUUCGACGAGUUCGAAUCUAUUUAAAAAGCCAACUACUUUGCGUUUCGCAUCGACGGCAAAGCAACGCGGUCCAAUGGAAAAAAGAGAAGAACGACGAAACUGUCCGGAAUACGAAUAAGAUGAAACACGACCGUCGUAAGGCCGUUCUCGUCGAAGUAAACGGACGAAAGUCUCGUGCGCGCACGUGUGUGUCGAACGAAAGGAAGAGAGGAACGGCGGAAGGCAACCAGCCGAACCGAUGCUCGAGGAAACUCGGUCGUUUUUCGAGAAACGAAAUAGAUAGGCUACCAGUGAGUAGAAAACCGAAGUAGGAAAAGCGCCAGAUGCAUCGUUUCGCACGAUAUUUGUCAAUAAUCGAUGGCGUACCUGCUCGCGAUUAACCAUCGACCAUUAACCAUUUCGCCGUCGAUCAAACGAUACGCGAUAUUCGCGCACACCCGUUGCUCGAGCUCGAACCCGGCACCUCGGCAGACGACUAAAUUCUUCCGAUUUUCGAUUAGCGACGCUUUAAAUUCUUCCAGAGGUCGUAAACAUUAGAACGAGAAAAGUUGCAGCCAGUUGCGUUCGAAGCGAAUGAAACGACGCAACUUUUCCAUAUAAAUUUCCGCUGUCGUUCCUGUAGCGACAAUUCCGAGUUUUCGAAAGAAAUCGAUUCACGACGCAGAAUCGGAGAAUCGGAUCGCGAAACGUUGGUAGCUUAACGCGUGGCGUGCACGUUGCACUGUGAACCGGAUCGAUCGAUCGAUCGAUCGAUCGGGGAAGAGGCGAAUCCGAUUAACACGCAAUGGACGUUUGUGGAUAACGGGAAGCGGCGAACACGGAAACGCGAUCGGUCGUGCUCGUGGACGCAAAUUCAGUCGCGUGUGCGUCCAUACGUAGCAGCACGAGACACGCGCUAGCGUUGGCCCGCUAUACUCUCAUCUCAAGUAUUAUAUCGAUUAACUGUUGGUAACAGAAGUGAGGCAGAGGAAAGCUCGUCGGAGGGUGGCAUAGCUUUGGCUUUCCUAUAUUAUUAAUCUUGCGCGCCUUCUCUCUCCCUCUCUCUCUCUCCUUCUUUUUCCUUUCCCUGCCAGCCUUGUUCUCUCGUUUUCUUUUGCUCUUUGGCCGCUCGACCCUAGCCGCGCUUUCUCUCCGCGCUACCUGGUAAACCUGGCGUAUCCUGUGCCGAUCGACGGACCUGGUCAGCCAUCGUGGACAAGUCGGACGCUUCGAAGAAAAUCGAUGAUUUUUACAGAGCGGCGAGUGGUAGGUGUUCGCAACGAUGGCCGGUUUGCACGCUCGUCGUUGGACGAAGUUUUUCUCGGCGAGGUGCGGCAGGAAAACGCGGGCAAAUCGAUUAAGCGCGCAACAAUGUGUCGACGAUGAUAAUAAAAAGUCUUGCGAAAGAAGAAAUCCUGCUGAAAUAACAGAGAUACCGAACGGGUUAGGGAAGGGGGAUACGUUUGGUAAACGCGUAAUUCGCUGCACGCGCACUUUUUUCGGUACACCGCAAUUUCUCGUGGCUUUCCCCGGGCGAAGAGCCGACCGUGAAGCCGGAUAGGUGGGCGAGCGCAACGAGCGAAACGUCAAAUGCCGAGCUGAACGCGACCUUUGUCUGCUCGUGACAUCUUCGUAACGCGAACGAGUUCGAGCUUCGCAACUGGUUGCCCCGGCCGAGGUUCUUGCCAGCGGCGAAACGAGCGUUUUGCGGUGGGAAAAGUGAUAGUCGCGCUUCGGCAACCUCCGCUCGAGAUUUGCCUUCGACAAAGGUAUGCCGUUCGAUCGUGUGCUCCGCGGCGAUUCUUCGUUACGCGAUGACGCGCACAGAGGUCGAACAAGAGGGUGAAGGAGGCGGGCGAAAGAGUGGGGGAAAGCGCCUCCGUCAAAGGCCGGUGCGAGCAAGAAGACACACGAUGGCUGUGCGUGACAUUUUUGUAAUGAAAGGAAGCCAAACGUACGCGACGCGGUCUUUCAGUACGGCAGACAUCUGGUCCGGUUGCCUGGCAGCUUCCUCUUGGUUGCCCGUUCUAAUAUUGGAAAUUGCGUUCCUAUCCGGCCGCGCGGGCGUGCGCCAUCUCCUCUCCGACGAGCACCGUACCAUGUGCAGGACAUAUGUAUAAACACAAGCGCAGUCUGCCGCGAUGGCGAAGUCGUUUCCUUUGAAACGCGUUCGCGAUCGAUCCAAACCUACUCUUUGUCGUCGGCGUUGUCUUCUCAGCUAUCUCGCGGAAGGACUUACGCGCCCUUCGCUCGUUCGAUGCUCGUUGCUCUCUGCAGGGAAAGCGUAGCGGGGAAAACGUUCGGCGGCAAAGGGUCGCGCGAACGAGAAUCCUUCGACGCGGCGCGGUUCGAUCGGGGAAAAAAAGCGUACGUGAGCUCGCGUUCGUAUCCCCGUGCGCACAACACAGCUGCGCGCAAUUACCGACGGUAGAGCCUUGGAUUUUCUGCCAUGGCACGUAUAUCGUUUCCCACCGACUCUGCGCUCUUGUUUGCUUAACUAAGCGUCUUAACGAAUUGCCGCGGCCGCGCAUCUACCCCCGGCCCCUCUUCCUCCUCUCUUCCCUCUUCCUCUCUUUUCUCUCGCUUUUCCGAAACGCCGAUCGAUUCCACCCGCGUCGACUCGCGAUAUUCGAUAGAUCGAAAGGGCCAGCUACGAAUACUCGGCCUGGAUUUUCCGAGCUAAUCGCUCUCGACAGAGUCGACCAGCGAUACGUAUAUACGUGGAAACACUUGCGACUUGCGACAACCGGGUCGCGUAAAUUGCAGACAUCUGUAACAACAGAAGGAGAGAUGGGCCGUGACGGCGAUUAAAAUUAUCCGAGCCAUCUGUCGCGAUAAAGGCCGGUCGACAGGUUGAGCGUGUUACGCGCUUUCCAGCGAGGCGCGUUCAACCAUCGCGUUCGUAGGAUUCCGCGCGCGCGAUCCACCAAUGAAUAUCGUUCGUGAACCGAUCGACGCACCGAUGUCGUUUCCAACGAUAUGCAAUCGUACGCGGCAUCGCGUUGCCGUAGAGAGGUACGCGCGACUCGCAAACCGCUCCCACCUCCGGUAUCCUCGCCGGUAUUCCACCUCGCCGCGCGUCCCUCGUUACGGUCAACGUGGAAAUUAAUCCGGAUAAUUACUUUUCUGCAACGCUCGAAAACUUUGCCCGGACGUUAAAGCGCCGCGUAGGUCGAUCGCCGGCGUCGCCGUGUUAAUUUCAAUGAAAUUCUAUGCCGUGGAAGCAGUUUGCUCCGGGCGAUCGACGAUGCCGUUAAUUUAUUCGGCAAUUCGGCCGAUGAUCGCGAUCGGGGGCUCGUUAUCGUUUUUACGAUUCGCGUGGAGAAAAGCGGCAUCGACCGACCGCUCGGCCGCUUUCGUCGUUCGUUUCCUCUUUGCAUUUCGCGUUAAUAACGAGACCAUGUGCCACCCCGAAGGCAGUCCCGCGUCUACGGUUACCUACGCUCCAGGUUCCAUUUCGACGUUCCACUUUCCGAAUCGCGAAACAUCGCGACUAUAGGCUUCCCUUUUUCCCCUCGACGAUCGGAAACGACGUUGUAGGAAUUUACGCGGACGAGUUUCGUUUCGAGAAACGGAAACGCCUGACGGCGAUCGUCCCUGUAUUCUCCGUUUAAUCGCGCGCUUAACGGCCGUUAUUUAUUCGGUUCGCCGCUCUGCAACGUUCAAUUAUUUGGAUAUUCAGAGCGAGUCGUCGAAUCGCCGAAUCGCGAUAGAUCCCGGCUGGUUUGUAAAACUGCCGCUUCCAUUAAAAUCGGUCAUCGGUAUGCGUGGUCGGCUGCUAGUUGCUGAGCACGUACGCGAAAUAUGCGACCGUCGAGGCACGGCGCGAUGCGACACGGCGCGUCGAGGUAAUCGCGAAAUCGAAUCGAUCAAAUACGAAUCGCGGUGGGACGCGCGAUCGCCUGCCUGUAUCUUCGGCUUGGUUCCUUCUCCGAUCUCCGCACGGCUUUGUCGAACGCGUUCCACGCGCCGACCGAGCCUAUCUAGCCUUAGAUAGCUCGCGGCUGUUUUUCCGCUUUUCGGCAAGAAGUCGGGUGACGAGAGCAUGAAGGUGGAGGAUGGAAUGGCAACUACCAGUACUCCGCUGCACAAGGUGAAGGAAGAGGCCAAGGAAUACUUCGGUUAUCAACAAUCGUCGGAAGCGUCGUCGGCGACCACGACAGCGACGACAACGAUGACGACGCCAACGACGACAACGACCGCGACCACCAAGACAACGACCACGACGACGACCACCACUACGACGAGCAUGACGACGACCACGACGACGACGACCACGACGGCGACAACGUCGACGUCGCUGGCAACCGUCGCGAGCAUCGUAACGCCGCCCAACUCGAGCACGAUCGUCAACGGUAUCGGCGGCGUAGUUGCCAGCGUCGCUACCACUCCACCGACCACCGUACCGAACGUAUCGUCACCAGCGGCCACCUCUGCGCUGCACCAAUCUACCGGCGUGGUUUGUCAUCUAUCGGCGCCAGCGUCUUCCGUCCUGGUCAACGCCGAUCCCUUUCCCGUCGAUCUCGACCUCAAGACCAAGAUCAAGGUGUCCUCGGCAGCCAGGGACAAGGUCUCGCGAGAAGAUGCUCAACCGGAAGUUCAUUCGCCCUGCUCUCAUCAUCAAAAGAUUUCAACCGCGGUACCGGCAAUCGGACAACCGAAACAGAGCAACGGCGCGCCUCGGACAGAUCACAAAGGAACAACGAUCGUUGUUUGCUCGGCGUCCUCCGACAGCGGUAGUCCUUUACCCUCGCACUACCUCAAACCUGAAUCGGAGGACGCGACUGGAUCCGCUGGAAGCAGCGGUACCGGCGGUGGCAGUGGCAGCGUGGUUAGCAGCGGUGCAAGCGCCAACGGAUCCGUGGCCAACUGCAGGACUGAAGAGCAAAGCGAUGUACCCGCACCGUCGAACGGCAACGGCAGCAACAGCACCACCACCGCUGCUACUAGCACCGGCAACAGAUGCAUCGCCGGUGUUUUCGCCGGUCACGGUGAGCUCAAGAGCGUGCUCGGUACCGUCGUGAAAUUCGCUACGGGCAUCUCUCCUGACACCGGCGACACUGUGCUUACCCUGGUGUUGGCGCUUCUGAGCGGUACUAUGACCGCGGAGGAAUUUCACUCGGCCCUCCAGGAAGCGACCAACUAUUCUCUGAAAGGUUUCGUCCUACCGCAUCUGAAGCAACAAUUGCCAUCCUUGCAGAGAGAUUUGAGCAACGCUGCCAGAGCCACCAACCAAAGUUGCGCGCAGUUUUUGCGAUCGAACGAGGCGGCGGUUCUGGAGGCUGUCGGUUUGGUGACUGCGUCGGACCACGUCGAGAUCUUCGGAGAGUACGCCGGUAACGGAGCUGCGAGUGGAAACGGCGGCAACCAGUGCCCCGCUCAUUACGGCAUCAGAUCCAAUUCGAACCCUGGUAUCGGCGCCAUUCAGCACACGAACAACGCUACGCCCGGUUUCCAUCAUUAUUCCAGCGGCACAUCGCACGCACCGAAGCGACGCGCCUCCGAUACACCGUAUUACGAGAACGGUGGCGCACUCCUCGAGGACGUUCCGGUCUAUGGAAAGAGACUGACGAAUCCAUGGAGUCAUCAUCAUCCGCCGCAACCGCAACAGCAACCGUCCGGCGACGGUUCCUCCCCUUAUUGCUGGUAUCAUCCGCUUCAUUCGUCGAGUGGAUCGAUUCAAGGUCUCGGACAUCGUCAUGCUCACGGUCACGGUCACGGUCACGGUCACGGUCACGGUCAGAGUCACGGCCACGCUCAUGGUCAUGGCCAGGGUGACGGUUCUAACUCGAUACCGACCAGUUCCGUGCAAAUUAGUCAGAUGAACGCGUUCUCCGGUCCUCAUCACCUGGCUCGACAACAGCAGCAGCAGCAGCAGCAGCAGCAGCAACAACAAAUAAGUCACGUGCAAACGCAAAACGGAAGCCUGGACGACGAAUGGAAGAACAUUCAUAUGAUGUUGAACUGUAUCCUCGGUAUGGUGGAAAAGACGAAGAAAGCUUUGGCCAUACUACAGACUCGUGGAUGUUUCGCAGCGUCGACGCCGGCGCCUCCCUUAGCUGCCACGAGCACUGUACCGGCUCAGAAUGGCGGCAGUACCGGUACCACCGUUGCCGGUAACAAUCCGUCAUCGACCAACGGUUCACAGGUAGAAUCUUCGACGGGCGAUCGCGAGGGUAGCUUGAAACGAUUAUCCGGCGAGAUCGUGGCUCAGACGAUCAGAGCGAUCGAGGAUAAGGUGGCGGAAGUGAAGAGGAAAGACGAAGAGGCCGUGAAGAGGGCCGUGAUGGCCGAGGUACAGCGCGCCGUGAGAGUGGCGGUAGCCGAGUCUAGAGCGAACGAACGCCUACGAGUUCAUCGAAUGCUGGAUGUUCCGUUGUCUCAAAGAAACCACGGCGGCGGCCUUCGCCAAGGAUCGUACCUUCGAGUACAUGGUAACCAUGGAGCGGUCGAUGCGAACGCUAGGACCGUUGCCACCACACCGACCAAUUCCGUUUCCAACUCGAUUCCGUCGAUCAGCGAAGACGAGAAGGAAGCAGCGACGCAAUUGCAAACCGUCUCGGGAUCCAGUUGUUGGAACUGUGGCAGACCAGCGUUGGAAACGUGCGGUGGCUGCGGAAUAGCGCGAUACUGUGGCUCCUUUUGUCAACAUCGAGACUGGGAGGCCGGAGGUCACCACGCGACGUGUAACAAUCCUCCGCCUCGCGAACCUCGAAGAUCCGCGUCUCGCAGUCCGCCAAGAAUCGCUAGCGUGAACGAGGCGAACGUCGCAGCACCGAUACCGGCCAGCGGCGCGACCAAAGGAAAGUGACGUUACGACAGCAACUAUUAUCGAUUCCGACGAUUCACUAGACCGGUCCAAUACGAUUCGCGUUAAUGUUAACGCAGCGUUCGUACCGCCAGACACCGCGCGCUCGCGAUACAUACGCUCCUUCCUCUAUGUCGAAUCAUACAUCUUCGCUGCCCCUUUCCCAUUUCUACUGGUUUAGCUACUUGGUACAGGCUAUAUGCCACUCGGUUACGUUUUUGUUCUACUACACUACUACCACCGUUGCAUACUUCUACGAGGCAAAGUUGCGUAUAUUUUCCGAAAUUCAUUCGUCGGUAACAUCGUCAAGCUAAAGGGUUAAAGCAAUUCCUUCAGUAUCUACAGAUGCAAAGUUACGGGAACAGUACGCGAUGCGGAUAAAACGGAAAUUUUUCCUCUCUAUGAUCGUAGGUGUAACCGUUGGUCGAAUUUCUUCUCUAGGAUAGUACGUGUAACGGUUUGUUGUAUUGCUAUUUGAUCGAAGCGACAAAGUAGAGAUAAAUAAUACAAAGUGUAUAUAUGUAUAUUUCGGAUCGUAGAUGGUUCGAAUAAACGAUCGUUUUAAAUAUUGCAAAUAUCAAAUAUAAGAAUAGUGCCGAUUCUUGCUAUAUUUCGAUAAUUCGUACGGCGAAGGUACGAAUAAAAAUUGAAAGACAAACGAAAUAAUGCCGCCCAAACAGCAAACGAUCCCAUGAACGUAAUUUUUAUGAUACUACGUGAUUUUACGCUACCAAAGAAACAAGAAGAUAAAAUACCAAAAGAUGAUAACAAAGAAAAUGACGACACGUUAUACGCUCUCUAGGUCUCUACGAACAUGUAGCACGAAGAAACGAUUACCUUUGACGCGGGGAUAUUUCGCGUGUUUCAUCGAAAUAAGUUUAGGAUAAUUUUCCGUUGUUGUUCCACGAUCGUUAUUGUUUCAUUCGUCUUAGAGCCGUAAUAUAAGUAACACGAAACGUGGCGUAAUACAUUCAAUUUUCCUCUUCUUUUACCGAAGUCGAUGUACCGCGUAAAGUAGUGCGCUAUCGAUCUUUCUCCUAGUCAAUUGAUAGAUUAAUACGAUGUUUUAUUUUAUACGCGUAACAGUGUAUAAACGCAUGUAUACGUUUACGAGUCUAGUCAUUGUCGAGUCGGCAGAUGAAACGAGUUUAUCAGUCGUGCGCGCGUUAGGAGAGGACUUUGCUCAAAUCUAGACUACGAAUCGUUGUAUGUUUUUCUAGCUGUAUUAAGUUGCAGGGAUGUAUGAUGGAUUCUAUAGAUUGUAUUUACAAAUUAAGAAAAUACAUGAUUAUUCUGUGUCAUAACGCUUAAAGAACGAGCACUGGCAUCGUUAUUCUCUUCUGCGUUUAUAUUCUUUACAUUUUUCUUUUUUUUUUU